Molecule: messenger RNA, 588 nt
Organism: Sciurus carolinensis (gray squirrel)
Lineage: Eukaryota; Metazoa; Chordata; Mammalia; Rodentia; Sciuridae
Gene: Ifnk
Product: interferon kappa
Exons: 1
Coding region: 1-588 (195 amino acids)
Biological process (GO): adaptive immune response; B cell differentiation; T cell activation involved in immune response
Cellular component (GO): extracellular region
Molecular function (GO): cytokine activity; type I interferon receptor binding
Source: RefSeq, a predicted model, not a curated record
AUGACUCCAAAGUACAUCUGGCUUGCUCACUUUGUGGGUUUGUUUGUGACUUGCAUCCUCUCUCAGGACUGUAACUUCCUGAAAGUUCAUCUGAGUACAGUCACCUGGCAAAAUCUGAAGCUUCUGAACGAGAUGAGCAAUUCAAUUCCUAUAGAAUGUCUCAGAGAAAUCCAAGAUUUUAAGUUGCCCAAAGAGAUCCAGCCGGAGAAAAUAAGCGUCAAGUACAUCUUCUAUGAAAUGUACACACAGGCCUUCAAUAUCUUCAGCCAAAACACCUCCAACUCCACUUGGGACAAGGAAAAACUGGUACAACUCCAAAACAAACUUUAUGAGGAAAUAGAGUGUCUGAAACAAUGCUUUAAAAAAGAGAAUAAAGAAAAGGAAGACAUGAAAGAAGUGAAAGCUGAUGAAAAGGAACACUCAGGAGCUGGGGUGCUCUGGCAGGACCAACUCAAACUGAGGAGAUACUUCAGCAGAAUAUACAAUUUCCUGAAGGAUAAGAAAUACAGUCGCUGUGCAUGGGAGAUCGUCCGAGUGGAAAUCAGAAGAUGUUUCCACUACUUUGAAACAUUCACACACUCCUCUUAG